Carya illinoinensis is the source of this 2892-nucleotide messenger RNA. RefSeq names its product nuclear pore complex protein NUP93A. The transcript is spliced from 15 exons. Gene Ontology annotation, biological process: poly(A)+ mRNA export from nucleus; protein import into nucleus. Gene Ontology annotation, cellular component: nuclear pore. The coding region runs from base 92 to 2698 and encodes 868 amino acids. Gene Ontology annotation, molecular function: structural constituent of nuclear pore. The record is from RefSeq and is a predicted model, not a curated record. Lineage: Eukaryota; Viridiplantae; Streptophyta; Magnoliopsida; Fagales; Juglandaceae.
UUAUUUAUUUAUUUCAAAUUUUAGGGCUUUGUAAAGCCAAGCUACCAAAACCACUUUCCCUCUCGUAGAGUGGGAGCUAGUAGCAUUAGCAAUGGCGAACGAACAAGGCAUGAGUGGCUGGACCGAUCUGCUCCAUUCUUCAACGAAGCUUCUCGAACAAGCCGCUCCUUCCGCUCAGUUCCCUCCUCUUCAGAGAAACUUAGAUCAGUUAGAAGCAUUAUCUAAGAAACUCAAAGCUAAAACCCUACGAACUGAGGCUCCUUCUCAAUCUAAUGCUGCCACAAGGCUACUUGCGCGAGAGGGCAUAAAUGCAGAGCAACUUGCACGGGAUCUGAAGUCCUUUGAAUUGAAGACAACAUUUGAGGAUGUUUUCCCUGCUGAGGCAACAAGUGUUGAGGAGUAUUUACAGCAGGUUCAUGAGAUGGCAAUGGUUUCAGCCAUUCAGGAAGCUCAGAAGGAUAACCUUAGAAGCUUUAAUGAUUACAUGAUGAAAGUUUUGGAGGAGGACUGGCAAAAGGAAAAACGUGAUUUUCUUCAGAGUUUAAGCCGAAUUUCAACAUUGCCUCGGGCUAACGUGAUGAAUACUAGGGGUUCUCAUCCAGGUCAAAUUGUGUCCAUUGCAUCUAACCAUCAAGUUUCACCUGGCCCAUCUACUAUGGAUCUUGUACCUCUAGGUAACAAGCCUAUCCUUGAGAAAAAGGCAUCAGUCUAUGCUGAAGUUGUGAAGAAUCUAAAUAAUGCAAGGGAGCGUGGUUUGCCAUUUAAGCCCGCUACAGCUUUCAAGGGCGCUUAUGAAAGUUUGGGCCUUGAGGGAUCUAGUGGAAAAUCUGUUAACAUGCAGAAGAUCUGGCACCUCAUUCAGAUGUUGAUGGGUGAGGAUUCAACUGUGCAACGAAAUGUUUCAAAAAAGAUGUCAUUAGUCAUUGGUGCAAGGCGCCACCUGGAAUGGGGGCAUGAGAAAUAUAUCAUGGAUACAAUACAAAGUCAUCCUGCUCAGGCUGCUCUUGGUGGGGCUGUUGGAAAUUUGCAAAGAAUUCGUGCCUUUCUUCGGAUUCGUUUAAGGGAUUAUGGAGUUCUAGAUUUUGAUGCUGGUGAUGCUCGUAGACAACCUCCUGUUGAUACCACCUGGCAGCAGAUCUAUUUUUGCUUGAGAACUGGAUUUUAUGAUGAAGCAAGAACUGUUGCUCUGUCAUCCCGUGCUUCACACCAAUUUGCUCCCCUGCUUACAGAGUGGACCAAUACUGGAGGGAUGGUAUCAUCCGAGACUGCAGCUGCUGCAACAGACGAAUGUGAAAAAAUGUUAAGACUGGGUGAUCGAGUGGGCCGAGCCGCAUAUGAUAAGAAAAAGUUAUUGCUGUAUGCUCUCAUAUCUGGUUCUCGCAAGCAAAUUGAUCGUCUGCUUAGAGAUCUACCAACUCUGUUCAAUACUAUAGAGGAUUUCUUAUGGUUCAAACUCUCUGCUGUACGGGACUACCCAAGUGGAGCCUCAUCCAUUACUCUGAAUGAGGGGUUGGUACCAUACAGUUUGGACGACCUACAGGUCUACCUGAACAAAUUUGAUCCAUCAUAUUACACAAAAAAUGGAAAGGAUCCUUUGGUAUACCCUUAUGUUUUGCUCUUAAGUAUCCAGUUGCUGCCAGCUGUCAUGUACUUGUCUAAGGAAAUGGGAGAUGAAGGAUAUAACAUUGAUGCUGCCCACUUUUCAAUUGUGUUGGGAGACCAUGGGGUCCUUUCUGAAGGUGCCAGUGCCGGGCAAAAACUGGGAGUGAUGGAUGCUUAUGCUGAGGCGUCUAGUAUGAUUCGGCAGUAUGGAUCUGUAUACUUGCGUCUUGGAGAUCUAUCAAUGGCAUUAGAAUAUUAUGCACAAGCAGCUGCUGUGGUGGGUGGUGGACAGCUAUCAUGGACUGGAAGAGGUAACGUGGAUCAGCAAAGGCAGAGAAGCUUAAUGUUGAAGCAACUUCUUACUGAGCUGUUGUUACGGGACGGUGGGAUCUAUCUUUUACUGGGCUCAAGAGGUACAGGAGAAGAAGGUGAGUUGGGAAGGUUUUUGAAUGAUGCAAAAGCUAGACAUCAAUUUCUGCUUGAAGCUGCUCGUCGGUGUCAGGAAGCUGGGCUUUAUGACAAAUCUAUAGAAAUUCAGAAGAGAGUUGGGGCUUUUUCACCGGCACUGGAUACCAUCAAUAAGUGCCUCUCUGAUGCAGUAUGCGCUUUCUCACAUGGUAGAUUAGAUGGUGAUAGCCGGACCGCUGGCCUCAUCCAUUCUGGCAAUGAGAUACUGGAGACAUAUAAAUAUUAUCCUGAAGUCAGAUCACCUGAAUAUCUGUCCAGUCCUCAAGAGAGAGAGCAUGUUUUGGAGCAACAAACUGUGUUAAGACAACUUGAGGCAAUAUUAUCAAUCCACAAGUUGGCAAUAAUGGGCCAUCAUCUAGAUGCUUUAAGGGAGGUUGCCAAACUUCCAUUUCUUCCAUUAGAUCCACGAGUGCCAGAUAUUACUGUUGAUGUGUUCCAGAAUUUAUCUUCUCAUGUACAAGCUUGUGUUCCGGAACUUCUGAAGGUUGCUCUCACCUGCCUGGACAAUUUGACAGAUACUGAUGGAUCACUCCGUGCAUUGAGGGCUAAGAUUGCAAGCUUUAUUGCUAAUAAUUUGAAUAGGAAUUGGCCUAGUGAUCUGUAUGAAAAGGUCGCCCGAAGCUUGUGAAGCACACAAAGCAUAGCAGAUUGAGAUGUCCCGAUCCGUUCUGGCAAAUUCAAUGGUGUAUUGGAUUGAGGCAUCAAGUUUGUAGCUUUUCUGUAAAGAAAGUCAUUCAAGAUAGGCAAUCUUACCAUGCUGACCAAUGUGGUGUGAGAUGUUAAUACAUACGUUGGUUAUGAAUUUCUUGGCACUUUGUUUUA